CCACGUGAACUGCGCUUCUCUCGUGCGAUGAUCUUUGCCAUCGAGGAAAUAAACAACAGCACAGAGCUGCUGCCCGGUGUGAAACUGGGAUAUCAGAUCCACGAUUCUUGCGCAUCUGUGCCUGUCGCCGUGCAUGUGGCAUUUCAGCUGGCGAAUGGCCACGACUCUGUGUUUCACACAGCUGAUGAAUGCUCUCAGUCUGGCACUGUAAUGGCUGUUAUUGGGGAAUCUGGAUCCACUCCAUCCAUCAGCAUGUCUCGUGUUAUCGGGUCCUUCAAGAUUCCUCAGGUGAGCCACUACGCCACGUGUGCCUGUCUGUCAGAUAAGAAGCACUAUCCAACUUUUUUCAGAACAAUUCCCAGUGACCAGUACCAGGCUGAUGCACUGGCCAAGCUGGUGAAACACUUUGGUUGGACUUGGAUAGGAGCCGUCCGGUCGGACUCGGAUUAUGGAAACAACGGCAUGGCAGCUUUUCUUGAGGCGGCGCUCAGAGAGGGAAUCUGUGUGGAAUACUCUGAAUCCUUCUAUCGGACCAACCCACGCAGUAAAAUCCAAAGAGUCGCUGACGUUAUCCGGAGAUCAACAUCAACUGUCGUUGUGGCAUUUGCAGCUCCAGGCGACAUGAAAUUUCUUUUAGAGGAGCUGGCUGAAGACCCCCCUCCUCCUCGCCAGUGGAUUGGAAGUGAGGCCUGGGUAACGGACCCACACCUGAUGAGCUUCAGUUUCUGUGCGGGGGCCGUCGGUGUUGCUAUUCAGCAAUCAGUCAUUCCUGGUCUGAGAGACUUUCUUCUCAACCUUUCUCCCUCACAAGUGUUAGCCUCUUCAGUGCUGUCUGAGUUCUGGGAGGAUUCAUUCAACUGCAAGCUGAAAAGCUCUGAUCUAGACAAAAGGACGUGUGACGGAACUGAAGACAUUAAAAAACUCUCUAACCCAUACACGGAAACAUCUCAGUUAAGAAUCACCAACAUGGCAUAUAAGGCUGUUUAUGCAAUAGCACAUGCUAUUCACAAUGCAGUUUGCCUGAAAACAAAUGAAACCAUACACUGUGAUAAACACAUUAAACUGGACCCAAACCAGGUUUUCUCAGAGCUGAAGAAAGUAAAUUUUUCCAGAAAUGGUUAUCAAGUGUCAUUUGACCCCAAUGGUGAUCCGGUGGCUUUUUACGAGCUGGUAAACUGGCAGAAGAAUGACAGAGGAGUUAAUCAACUGGUAAAAGUGGGAUAUUAUGAUGCAUCACUGCCAAAGGGCCAGCAGUUCCACAUCAACUGGAACAUAACCUGGUUGGAGGACAGGACUGAAAUACCAGUUUCAUCGUGCUCAGAGAGUUGUCCUCCAGGAACUCGUAAAGUGUUGCAGAAAGGAAAACCAAUCUGCUGCUAUGACUGCAUACCAUGUCCUGAAGGAGAGAUCAGUAAUAUGACAGAUUCUCCUGACUGCUUUCCAUGCCCCAAAGAGUUCUGGCCAAAUGCAAAGAGAGAUGCUUGUUUUAUUAAACCUGUGGAGUUUCUGUCCUUUGAUGAAGUCCUGUCAAUCAUUCUGGCUGCAGUCUCAAUCAGCGGAGCUUUUCUGGCCAUCAUUACAGCAGUGAUUUUCUUCUAUCACAGAACAACUCCAAUUGUCAGAGCCAACAACUCAGAGCUGAGCUUCCUGCUGCUCUUCUCUCUGACUCUGUGUUUCUUAUGUUCACUA
Molecule: messenger RNA, 1689 nt
Organism: Poecilia reticulata (guppy)
Lineage: Eukaryota; Metazoa; Chordata; Actinopteri; Cyprinodontiformes; Poeciliidae
Product: extracellular calcium-sensing receptor-like
Biological process (GO): G protein-coupled receptor signaling pathway
Cellular component (GO): plasma membrane
Molecular function (GO): G protein-coupled receptor activity
Source: RefSeq, a predicted model, not a curated record